Messenger RNA from Phycodurus eques (leafy seadragon), 21057 nucleotides. RefSeq names its product obscurin, cytoskeletal calmodulin and titin-interacting RhoGEF b (gene obscnb). The transcript is spliced from 85 exons. The record is from RefSeq and is a predicted model, not a curated record. Bases 209 to 19957 code for a protein of 6582 amino acids. Lineage: Eukaryota; Metazoa; Chordata; Actinopteri; Syngnathiformes; Syngnathidae. Gene Ontology annotation, molecular function: protein binding; guanyl-nucleotide exchange factor activity.
CAUGUUGGACUUACACGGGACAAGAAAGAAAAAUAUAAGUCUUGUCAAGCCGCACCACAAGGCACUGGGGGAUGCUACAGCACUCUGAAUUUCCAACCAUUUUAAGGAUAUUUGACCUCAGAGAAGACAUUUUGUAAUUGUAACAUUUUGGAGCCUUCCAUGUCUCCAUGACUGACUGACCCAGCAAAGAAGACUCAAGGUGCAAACCAUGGAUCAAGAUUUGUUCGGAGGGGCCCCCAGGUUCCUCACCCGGCCCAAGGCGUUCUCCGUGUGCGUCGGCAAGGACGCCACGCUGAGCUGCACCAUCGUAGGCAGCCCCACACCGCUCAUCACCUGGGAGAAAGAGAAGCUGAGGCUGACAUCCGGGGGACGCUUCAAGACCGUGGAGGACGGCGAUGUGUACCGUCUGACCAUCUAUGACUUGGCGCUGGAAGACAGCGGUCAGUACCUGUGCAGGGCCAAAAACAGCGUCGGGGAGGCCUACGCUGCCGUGACCCUUAAAGUGGCCCUUCCAACAGAAAUGACUCCCAGGGCUCCCGUUUUCAUGCUCAAGCCCACCUCGGCACGUGUGGGCUUGGGCACAGAUGCCGUGUACCACUGCAGAGUGGUCGCUCACCCCGAGGCCAACUUCGACUGGGAGAAGGAUGGCCGCUACCUGGGCGAGUCCAACCGCAUCAAGAUCUCUUCGGACAGCGACAGCAGCAGCUUAAAGAUCCUGAGCGUACGCUACCUGGACAGUGGCACAUACACCUGCAGGGCCCAGAACACUUUGGGCCGGGCGCACGCCGCAGCGGCGCUGGUGGUGGACGCCCAGGAUGCCCACUUGCUCGCCACGGACAACCACACCUCUCUCCUCUCUCACCUCCAGAAGCGCAAAGAAGAAAUGAAGAAGGAUAUAUCUGUCUUUCACACCGAGGACAGCGCCACCUCUGCCAAAAUCACGGAUGGUUUGCGUUGUAUGAGUCUGGAGCACGAUGUGAGGUCGUCGGUGCUGGCUAUGCUGCCCAAGGGCGUGUUCACCCGCACCUGCACCGUGACGGAGGGCAAGCACGCCAAACUCAGCUGCUUUGUAACUGGUCACCCCAAGCCCCACAUCAUCUGGAGGAAGGACGGAGCAAAUAUUAGCGAUGGCCGCCGCCACGUCAUAUACGAAGACCACGCGGAGAACUUCAUCCUCAAGAUCCUAUACUGCAAGCAGAGCGACAACGGUUUCUACACCUGCAAUGCCACCAAUAUGGCCGGUCAGACCUACAGCGCUGUGCUGGUAACAGUCAAGGAGCCAAAGGUGCCAUUCAGGAGGAAGCUUCAAGACGUGGCGGUCCAAGAGAAAACGUCGGCCACGCUGAUGUGCGAGGUGCCGCUGACCGGCAGCCGGGCCGACUGGUUCAUGGAGGAAACGCGUCUGGAACAAAACGCCAAGUAUCGCAUGGAGGAACAAGGCACCCUGCGUCGCCUCACCAUACACAACGUGACCACCAACGACGACGCCGUUUACAUCUGUGAGAUGAAGGAGGGCAGCCGCACGGUGGGCGAGCUCACCGUCCUGGGCAACAUUACGAAGAAGCUUCCUCGGAGGACAGUCGUUCCCGUCAGCGACACUGUCAUCUUCUGCGUGGAGCUGGAGCAGCCCUGUCCUGACACCUACUGGACCCGCAACGGAGACAAGUUAAAGGCGGAUUCCCGUAUUACCAUCGCUUGUUUGCUCCGACAGUACACGCUCACCAUCCGAGAGUGUCAAGCUGACGACUCGGGAGAAGUGGCCUUUGUGGCUGGAGACUGCAAGACAUCCACGCGAUUCUCUGUCACCGCGGCAAGGAAGCAUCCUCCUGAUCCCCCAGUUGAUGCUGUGGUGCAGAACAAGACUGACUCAUCCAUCACCCUUCAGUGGUCUCCUCCGGACAGCGACCGCCCCGUGCCCAUCAAGGGCUACGUAGUGGAGAGGAGGAAGGUUGGCACUCAGACCUGGCAAAGGUGCAACCCCGGAGAAACGAUUUUGUCCACGGAGAUGACAAUCUGUAACUUCACAGAGGAAGCCACUUUCCAAUUCCGUAUCUCUGCCAUCAAUGACUUUGGUCAGAGUGACUACCUGGAGGUGCCCGGAAGCUUCUACCUUGAACCCACUGCCGAAAUCAGAAAAGGCCUAGUGGACAGCACCGCAGUCUCCGGCGAAGAGUUCUCCAUCUCAGUGGAGCUUUCAGCCCUGUGCUCGGGCUUCUGGUCUCUAAAUGGCCGCCUGCUGCGCAGUGGCGGCGACUACCUCAUCACCCGCUCCAAGAACAUUCACACGCUGCUCCUCCGAGAGGUCAACCUGGACAUGAAUGGAGCAGAAGUCAAGUUUGUGGGCGGAGGCUCGCAGAGUAGUUGCAUCUUAGCUGUCAAGGCGCCGCCUGUCCGGUUCACUAAUAAGUCAAAUCAGCAAGAGGUGAUCAUCUGUAGUGCCCAAGCAACCGCUCAGAUGACGGCUGACGUGUCAGAUUACAAUGCACAGGUGGUUUGGAUGAAAAAUGGGCGAGAGGUAAAAAUGGGCAAAAAGUACGAAUAUGUGACCAUGGACCGCAGGAGGAUCCUGAUGGUACACAACGUUACAGAGGAAGAUGUGGGCGUCUACGAGUGUGUUUGCGCUGAUGACAGAAUGUCCAUGCAGCUCACUCUUAAAGAUGAACCUGCCAAGUUCCUGAACAAGCCCAGAGGUCCCAUGGGCCUAUCGUCGUCACUCAAAGGAGAUCUUGAGUUGAGCUGCGAGGUUUCUCCCGCCAGCACAGCGGUCGUGUGGAGAAAAGAUCAGGUGGUGAUCUUCGAGGACCAAAGAACUACAAUCAUCUCCAAAGGAACCCUAAGGAAACUCAUCAUCAAGAAUGCAAAAAAAAGCGACGAGGGUCAAUACUCCUGCGAGACAGCCACUGACAAAGUCACAUUCCAGGUCAAGAUUAAAGAAUCUCAAGCCCAGCCUGCCUUCUCCGACAAGGAGUCAGUGCAGAGGGAGCUGAAAGUAGCUCUCUCCCAAAAAGCCAUUCUUAGUUGCACCGUGUCAGACAGCAAGACAGAGGUGAAAUGGUGCAAAGACGGCAAGCUGCUCAUAUCCAGUCGGACCAUUUACACUGAAAUCAAACGCAAUAACCGUCAACUGGUGAUAGAAAAAGUGGAGAAGAGUGAUGCUGGAGAGUACACCUGUGAGGCUGGAGGAGAGAAGCUGGUCUUUAAAAUAACUGUGCCUGACUCCCAGGCAGCAUUCUCUAACAAAGAAAUAGUCCAGAGGGAAGUGACAGCCACUCUCUCCGAGAGAGCUACUUUGAGCUGUGAAGUGUUUGAUUCCAACGAGGUGGUGAAAUGGUACAAAGACGGGAAGCUGCUUGAAUCCAGCAAGACAAUACAUGCUGAAACAAAGGGCAAGAGUCGUCAGCUGGCGAUCGACAGCGUGGAGAAGAAGGACUCUGGGGAGUACAUCUGUGAGGCCGGGGCAGAGAAGCUGGUCUUCAAGAUCCAUGUGACUGAGCCUCCACAAGCCUUUGUCAACAAAGAGUCUGUCCAAAAGGAGGUGAAAGCAAAUCUAUCCCAAAAAGUCACUCUGAGCUGUGAGGUAGCUGAGUCCAAGACAGAGGUGAACUGGUACAAGGAUGGAAAACCCCUUGUCAGUAGCAAGACAAUUCUUGCAGAGUCCAAGGGGAAGAGUCGCCAGCUGGUUAUCGACAGUGUGGAGAAGAAGGAUGCUGGAGAAUACAUCUGUGAAGCCGGUGCUGAGAAGUUGAUCUUUAAACUCCAGGUGGCAGAUGUUCAAAUCAAGCCGGUCUUCUCCAACACUGACUCACUUCAGUGUGAAGUGAUUGCCUCCUUGUCCCAGAAAGCCGUUCUGACCUUUGAGUUGUUUGACAGCAAAACAGAGGUAAAAUGGUACAAGGAUGGCAAAUUGCUGGCCUCCGGUAAGACAAUACACGCAGAGUCCAAGGGCAAGAGCCGUCUGCUGGUGUUUGACAGUGUGGAGAAGAAGGACGCUGGAGAGUAUGUCUGUGAGGCUGGAAGUGAAAAGUUGACAUGCAGGAUGCAGGUGGCAGCAGUUCAAGCCAAGUCAGCCUUCUCCAACAAGGAAUCUGUUAUGAAAGAGGUGAAAGCUUCUGUCACUCAGAAAGCCUCUCUGAGCUGCGAGGUGGCCGAUUUGAAGACCGAUGUAAAAUGGUACAAAGACGGGAAGCUGCUGUCAUCCAGCAAGACGCUUCAUGUGGAGUCGAAGGGAAAGAGUCGUCAGCUGGUGUUUGACAGUUUGGUAAAGGAAGACGCUGGGGAGUACAUCUGUGUGGUUGGAACUGAGAAACUGACCUUCAACAUACAGGUGGCAGAUGCCCCUUGUGGUUUCUCUAAUAAGGACUCUGUUCAGAAGGAGGUGGCAGCCAUUUAUACUAAGAAAGCCACAUUGUGCUGUGAGGUCGCCGAUCCCAAAAGUGAGGUGAAAUGGUACAAGGACGGCAAGCUGCUCGCUUCCAGCACGGCGCUCCACAUGGAGACAAAGGGCAGGAGUCGGGAACUGGUCAUAGAAAAAAUGGACAGAAAAGAUGUCGGGGAAUACACGUGUGAGGCUGGAUCGGAGAAGCUGAUAUUUAAGCUGCAGAUGGCAGAUGUGCCUGCCAAGUUCCAGAAGAAGCUCAUCAAGGACACAUGCAUCAUUCAAGCUAGCGAGCACAUUGUUUUGACCAGCGAGCUGACUGCAGAGAGCAGCUGCAGUGUGAGGUGGUUUAAAGACGGCGUGGAGCUCAAGGAGGGCAGCAAGUACCAAAUAAAAAAAGACAGCCUUACUCGCACCCUUGUCGUCACAUCCGCUGAAUCCAAAGACAGCGGCGUGUACUCCUGUCAGACCGCUGACGACAAACUGGAGUUCAACGUGCAGGUCAAAGGCGAAGCUUUGAAGUUUGUUGUCCCGUUGAAAGCCGCGACAGUCGACUUGGGGGGCGCUUUAAAUCUGACCUGUGAGUUGAACCAAGCCUCGGGCGAUGUCCUAUGGCGGUGCAAUGGUUCUGAGGUUAAACCCAGUGACAGGUUCUGUAUCAAGACGGACGGGGUGAGGCGGGUCCUCAUAGUGACUGGCAUGACUAAGGAAGACGAAGGCGAAUACACCUGUGAAUGUAAAAAUGACAAGACCUCUGCCAAAGUCUCCUCAAAAGCUCCCAGAUCCGUCAGGCUGACUUCCAAACUCAACAAUGUGGCCGCAAUGGAGGGAAAAGACGCCAUGUUCAAGUGCACCGUCAUCCCGGCUGACGCACUUGUCAAAUGGUUCCACAACAAUGUUCCUGUCGCUCAUGGUGCCAAGUAUAAGAUUGAGCACGGUGGCAACAGCCACUCGGUCACAAUCACCUCUGUCAGCCAGACGGACGCUGGUGAGAUCAGCGUGGACGCCGAAGGGAAAAGCUGCAAGGCGAUGCUUCAAGUGCAACGUGAGCCGGUGACAUUCAAGAAGAAGCUGGAGAACCUGACAGUGGAGGAGCAGAGCGAGGCGAAGAUGGAUGUUGAGCUGAGCAAGCCAUCAGACGAAGUCCACUGGAUGAAGAACAGCGUCAAGUUGCAGACUUCGGCGAUUGUGGAGGUCCGAGUGGACGGAGCCAAGCAGGCGCUGGUCUUCAAGAGCGUGACUUGCGCCGACCGCGGCAUCUACUCGUGUGAAACCCUCGAUGACAGAACCCAGGCCAAGCUCACCGUGGAGAUGAAGAAAGUGGAGCUGAUCAAAGGUCUCAGAGAAACACGGUCACACGAGACCGAGACGAUCAGCCUUGAGGUCGAGCUCAGCCAGGCGGAUGUUGAAGGCUUGUGGACCCGGGACGGCAUCAAGUUCAAAUCGGGGCCCAAUGUCUGUGUCACAGCUCUGGGAAAGAAGCACAGCCUCACCUUGUCAAAUCUAACCAGAGGAGAUGCAGGAACCAUUGGAUUCCAAGCGGAAGGCGUCCGGACUUCCUGCAAACUCAUUGUUACAGAACCUCCUGCCAUGAUUUUAAAACCUAUUGUGGACAUUAGCGUUGCUGAGAAGGAGAAGGUCACUUUGGAGUGUGAAGUGUCCAGAACAAAUGCUGAUGUAAAAUGGUUAAAGGAUAAUGUAGAACUGAAACCAGGGAAGAAUUACAGCAUUCACUGUUUGGGUCGAAAACGCACCUUCAUCAUCAACAAAUGCACCCACGAAGAUGGAGGCACUUACAUCUGUCGCACCGAUGAUGACAACACUUGUGCCAAGAUCUCUGUUCAUGCCAGAGAUGUUAAGAUUGUGAAGAAGCUGGAGGAUGUGGAGGUGAUGGAGAAGGAGAGUGCUGCAUUUGUCUGCGAGGUCUCACACGACGAGGUCGAGUGCCAGUGGUACAAGCGAAGCACGAAGCUCAGAGUCAGCGACAACGUCAAGAUGAGACAAGAAGGCAGGACCUAUGUGCUGCUGUUUAAAAGUGUGUCCCCAGCAGAUAUAGGUGAGAUUACAUUUACAGCUAAAAGGGCCUCGUCAACUGCACAAUUGAAGGUGACAGAGCUGCCCGUCAAGUUUGUGAAGAAACUCAGAGAUAAGAUAGCCAUUUAUAAGCACCGUGGCCACCUGGAGUGCCAAGUGUCACGUGCCAGCGCCCAGGUCAAGUGGUUCAAAAACAAGACAGAGCUCAAACCUGGAAAGAAGUACGAGAUCAAAAGCGAGGAUGUGUACCGGAAGCUCACCAUCAACGAUGUGGAUGCCGCAGACGAAGACGUGUACACGUGCGACGCCUCUGAUGACAAGACAUCCUGUACACUGCUUGUGGAAGAGCAAUCCAUAAGCAUUGUGCGGGAGAUGAGUUCCGUCGAGGUAACGGAACCUUUCGCUGCAGUCUUCGAAGUUGAGAUCAGCAUGGAAUUGGUAAAACCACCCGUAUGGACUCACGGAGGUGUCGCCGUCAAGGAGAGCGCCGAUGUCGAGAUGGAGAAAGAGGGCACGAUGCAUCGCCUCACGUUCAAAAAGACCAAAGCGUCUAUGACGGGCCCCGUGCAGUUCACAGCCGGCAAGAGCAAGUCCCUAGCGCAGCUCACAGUCAAACAGCGUCCCCUUGAGGUUGCCGAGCCCAUCAAAGACGUGAAGGCCAAGGAGAAAAGCUCUGCCAUGCUUACAUGUAAAUUCUCCAUCCCACCAAAAGACAAGGUGCAGUGGUUUCAAGGCCAGGUACCACUGGCUGCAUCGGACAAAUAUAACAUCAAGCAAGAUGCUACGAGGGCUCAACUCACCAUUCAUAUGCUGACUGAAGAGGACAGUGGCGAGUACUGCUGUCAGUCCGGACCUGCUACGACGAAAGGCAAUCUACUAGUAGAAGUGCGGGACAUUAAAUUCACCAAGCUUCUGGCUGACACAGAGGUGGAUGAAGACAGCGACGCAGUGUUCACGUGCGAGGUCAACUAUGCCGACGAGGAGGCCCAGUGGCUGCUGAAUGACAAAGCGCUCUUCACCAAUGAAGUCAACACCAUAACCCACAAAGGGAACGUUCAUACGCUCAUGCUUAAGAACCUGGCACCUCAGGACGGGGGGACUAUUACCGUUCAUGUCCGCAAGGUGAAGGAGUCUGUCAGGCUCAAGGUUAAAGAAAAGCCUGCCCUGUUCCUCAAGUCUCUGGAUGAUAUUGUCGGUGAGGAGAAAGACUCCAUCACUCUGGCUUGUGAGGCAUCCAAGCCCAGGGUCUUUCCCACAUGGAGGAAAGAAGGCAACCUGUUGAAGGCUGGACCAAAAUAUGAGUUUCUUCACACAGGCAUGUCUUUAGGGCUGAUCAUCAAGGACGUGACUAAAGAUGACGCGGGGGAGUACACUUGCGAUCUUGGAACUGAGGUGUCCAAAGCAAAAGUCACUGUAAGAGAAAUUGGCAUCGGGAUCACAAAAUGGUUGAAGUCAGCCGAGGUGAACGAGGGAGAGACGUGCGGCUUGGAGUGCAUCUUGUCCCGUGAGAGCACUGACGAGUGCACCUGGACUCUCAAUGGACGAACCGUUACCAGCGGAGGUCGCUUUAAAGUUAACAGCAAGGGACGAAAAUACAUGCUGACCAUCAAGGACGUCACCCCUGCUGACGCCGGAGACGUGGUCUUCAGCAUUAAAGAGCUGACCUCCAAAGCAACCCUGACUGUUGAAGGUAAAGCUUCAUCGCUGUCAAGGGACCUGGAGAAUGUUAGUGUGGUUCGAGGUGAAGAUGCCACUUUUACCUGCUUUGUGACACAAGUGACCUCCUUGGUCAAAUGGGCAAAAGAGGGCAAAGCCAUAAGGAAGAGCCAGAAGUAUGACAUCAUCAGAGAAGAGAGGGUCAUGAAGCUGGUCAUCUACGACGUCUCCAUUAAAGACUCGGGAGAGUACAGUUGUGAGGUUGUCGGAGGGGCAACUACAAAGGCCAGGCUUGAGGUUAAAGAGCCGACCCAUAAAUUCAACAAAGAACUCAAGGACAUCAAAGCAGAUGAGAAGACGUGUGUGACUCUGCAGUGCGAGACGGCCCAAAGCCCGUCCGUGGUUACAUGGCUCAAAGGGCACACAGAGCUCAAGGCCGGUGGUCGAUACGAGAUGAGCCAGAAGGAGUGCGUCUUAUCUCUCACCGUCACACAGCUCCAGGAAGAUGACACCGACAUCUACACUUGUGACGUUGGCACUGCCAAGAGCAUGGCCAAGGUGACCGUUAAAGCCCUGCCUGUCACUUUCAAAGAAAAUCUCAAGAAUCAAGAUGUAAAGGAAGGAGAGACCGCGACGCUUCGCUGUGAGCUAUCGAAGCCCGCAGUCAACGUUCAGUGGAGGAAGUACUCUGAAAUUCUCACCGCUGGAGGGACGUACGAAAUAAAGCAGAAGGAGGCUUCUUGUGAGCUUCGCAUUAAGAAUGUCAAGACAGACCAUAGUGGGGAGUACUCAUGCCUAUGUGGGGACGAGAAGACAUCGGCAACAGUAAAAGUGAAUGCAUUACCGCCAUCCUUCACAGUGAAGCUGCAGAGUCAGGAGGCCGACGAAAGAUCCGGGGUUACUCUACGUUGUGAGACCUCUAAACCUUUAGUACCUGUGGAGUGGAAAAAGGGAGCGCGGGUGCUGUCAUAUGGAGAAAAGUACCAGAUGAAGCAGCAGGCGUGUGUCAAUGAGCUCCUCAUCAGCCAAGCGGAGCCCGAAGACAGUGGAGAGUACAGCUGCGUAUGUGGGGAACACACAACCGUAGCCUGUGUCAAGAUCAAGGCAUUACCAGUGACCUUCACAAAGAAGCUGCAAUGUCAGGAGGCCGAGGAGGGAUCCGGAAUUACACUACGCUGUGAGACAUCGAAACCCGAAGUCCCAUUAGAGUGGAAGAAGGGAAGACAGGUGUUGAAGUCUGGAGCAAAGUACCAAAUGAAGCAGCAGGGGUGUGUCAAUGAGCUGCACAUCAGCCAAUCGGUGCCAGAAGACAGUGGCGAGUACAGCUGUGUGUGUGAGGAGCACACCACUGCAGCUAGCCUCACCGUUAAAGCGCAACCAGUGACCUUCACAAAGAAACUGCAGACUCAAGAGGCCGAAGAGGGAUCCAGGAUUACACUACGCUGUGAGACAUCAAAACCUGGGGUCUCAGUGGAGUGGAAGACAGAAAGACAAGUACUAAAAUCUGGAGAUAAAUACCAGAUUAAGCAGCAGGAGUGUGUCAAUGAACUCCACAUCAGCCAAGCGGUGCCAGAAGACAGUGGAGAGUACAUCUGUGUGUGUGGGGAGCACAAUACUGCAGCUAGUCUCACUAUUAAGGCCCAACUGGUGACGUUCACAAAGAAGCUGCAGACUCAAGAGGCCAAAGAAGGAUCCAGUGUUACUUUUCACUGUGAGAUGACUAAACCUUUAGUUCCAGUGGAGUGGAAGAAGGGAAGACAAGUGCUAAAGUCUGGAGAAAAGUACCAGAUGAAGCAGCAGGCGCGCGUAAAUGAACUCCAUAUCAUCCAAGCGGUGCCAGAGGACAGCGGAGAGUACAGCUGUGUGUGUGGGGAGCACAGUACUACAACAAGCCUCAACAUUAAAGCCCAACCAGUGACCUUCACGAAGCAGCUGCAGAGUCAGGAAGCUGAAGCGGGAUCCAGUGUUACUCUUCGCUGUGAGACGUCUAAACCUUUGGUCACAGUGGAGUGGAAGAAAGAAAGACAGGCCCUCAAGUCUGGAGAAAAGUACCAGAUGAAGCAGCAGGCGACUGUGAAUGAACUGUUGAUUCAUAAAGCUGCAGAGGAAGACAGUGGAGAGUACAGCUGUGUUUGUGGGGAGAACAACACUGCAGCUAACCUCACUAUUAUAGCCCAAGCAGCGACCUUCACAAAGAAGCUGCAGAGUCAAGAGGCGGAUGAGGGAUCCAGUGUUACUCUUCGCUGUGAGACGUCUAAACCCGGCGUCCCAGUGGAAUGGAAGAAGGGAAGACAGAUCCUUAAGUCUGGAGAAAUGUACCAGAUGAAGCAGGAGGUGACAGUGAAUGAACUCCUUAUUCAUAAAGCAACAGAAGAAGACAGUGGAGAGUACAGCUGUGUGUGUGGAGACGACAAAACAACAGCGAGUCUCAAAAUCAAAGCGGUGAAGCUGGCAGCUUCCCUGACAGCCGCGAAAGUGGAAUCAAAGAGGCUGGAAAUUAAAGAAACUGUGAAAGCCAGUGAGACUGAAGCAACGUUGGUAGUUGCUAAGGACAAGCAGCAGAAGCAAGAGAUGCGUGAAACAGUAGAAGUUGUGACACUGCAACAGACGACAGAGAUCUCUAAAAAGCAACUUGUAAAACAAGAGACUCGGGAGCUCAGAGUUGAAGCUCAACCAGUGACCUUCACAAAGAAACUGCAAAGUACGGAGGCCGACGAGGGAUCUAUGGUUACACUUCGCUGUGAGACUUGGAAACCUUUAGUCUCGGUGGAGUGGAAGAAGGGAGCGCAGGUCCUGACGUACGGAGAUAAGUACUGGAUAAAGCAGCAGGCGUGUGCGAAUGAACUCCUUAUCACCCAAGUGGUGCCUGAAGACAGCGGAGACUACAGCUGUGUGUGUGGCGAGCAGACAACCACAGCCUCUGUCAAGAUCAAAGGCAUCAAGCCACCAGCUUCCCUCCCUGUUGCUAAAGUGGAAACAAAAAUACUGGAAAGUAAAGAACAUUUUGAAGUUGUGAAGGCCCCAGCUUCUGUAACUGCUGCUGAGCUGGACUCAGAGACACUGGAAACUGAAGAAACAGUGGAAGCCAAAAGGACUGAAGCUACAUUGGUAGUUGAUAAAGACAAGCAGACGAAGCAGGAGAUAUGUGAAACAGUAGAAGUUGUGACUCUGCAACAGACCAGAGAGACCUCUAAGCAGCAACUUGUGGAACAAGAAAAGCGAGAGCUCAGAGUUGAAGCCCAGCCAGUGCUUUUCAAAAGUCAACUGCAGAACCUUGAGAGGCAGGCAGGGGAGAGUGCGGUUCUCCGCUGUGAGACCUCAAAGCCCGGAGCGAGUGUGAUCUGGAGACACGGUGAUAGGGUGCUUGCAUCCAGCAGCAAGUAUCGCUUGAAACAGGCAGGGACCCUUGUAGAACUCGUCAUCUAUAAAUUGCAGGGAGCGGACUCGGGAGAUUACGUCUGUGAUACGGACAGUCACAAGACCUCAGCCACCCUCACUGUGCAGGAAGUGAAGGUGUCCAUCGUGAAAUUCUUGGAGAGCUGUGUGGUCGGCCAAGGCGAGGACGUCCACUUUGAGUGUCUAGUCUCACACGAGGACGUGCAGACAGCUCAGUGGAAACUCCAGGACAUCCCGCUACAGAAUAAUGAAAUGAAUGUUAUUAAGGCAGAAGGUCCCACACACAGUCUCACACUUCGGGGCGUCACCGAGGCGGACUCGGGCACGGUCACUUUCUCGGUGGGAAACCACACAUCCACGGCCUCGCUGACAGUCAGAGCUGUGCCUGUUUUAUUCAAGAAGACUCUUAACAGCCAAGAGGGCACCGAGAGUGAAAAAGUCAUUUUGUCCUGUGAGACAUCCAGCCCCGACUGCAAGGUGUCCUGGCGGAAGGGCUCAACUCUGCUCGCCCACGGGGAGAAAUACAGCAUCGAGCAGAGCGCCGCCACUCACACUCUUAUCAUUCACAAGCUGAAACCAGAGGAUAGUGGGCAGUAUAGCUGCGACACGGGUGAUGAGAAAAGCACUGCUACUGUCACUGUGAAAGAACACGUACGCAUCCUGCGGGAACUGCACGACAUUACCGUGCAAAGCGGGCAGGAUGCCGUCUUCGAGGUGGAGUUGUCUCACACCGGUGUGACCCAUGGGCAGUGGUGGCUCGCAGACAACCUCCUCCAGAGCAAUGAUCUGAACCAAAUGACCAGCGACGGCAGAGUGCAUCGCUUGGCUCUGAAGAUGGUGACCACUGAUGAAUCGGGAGAUGUCGCCUUCGUUGUCGGUGAAGAAAAAAGCGUCGCUUGUCUGCUGGUGGAAGAGAAACCAAAAGUGCUCAUUGUAGAGAAGCCGCAUAACACGGCGGCAUUAGAGGGGGAAACUGUCACCCUGGCUUGCACCAUCUCCGACCCCAACGUGACCGUGAUCUGGAUGAGAAACGACGCGGCCAUCAAAGCAGGUCUCAAGUACGACCUGAAGCAACACGGAGCAUUCCAGCAGCUUCGCAUACACGAUGUGCUGCCUGAGGACGCGGGGACGUACACCUGCGAGACCGGAGAUGAUCAGUGUGACAUCACCCUAACUGUGAAAGCUGCCCCAGCAUUCUUCAAGAAGGAACUGAAGAACCUGGAAGCCAUCGAGGGCGACGACGUCACCCUCCGCUGUGAGCUCUCCAAGCCGGGAGUCCGCGUGGAGUGGAGGAAAGGUGGCCUGGUUCUUGCACCUGGUAAGAAGUAUGACAUCUGGGAGGAAGGGUGUAUUCAAGAGCUCUGUAUCCGGAACCUGGCUCCGGACGACAGUGGUUACUACACCUGUGAUGCAGGAGAUCAGCUCACCACCGCUUCUGUCACAGUGCAAGUGAACGACGUCUACAUUGUGUGUGGUCUUAAGGCCGUCGACGUUUUUGUUGGGGAAUGGGCAACCUUCUCUUGUCAGCUGUCCGGCCAGGCGCCCGGCAAGGUGCAGUGGUGGCUGGACGGCAGUUUGGUGAAGAGCGGCUCCUUUAGCGAGAUAGGGCUGAGCGAGGGCAACGUCCACACACUCACCUUUAAGAACCUGGCCACAGAUGACUCGGGCACUGUCGUGUUCAAAGCUGGCAGUUUAACCUCAGCAGCCAAGCUCCUUGUCAAAGAUCCCACAGUUGAAGUGGUGAACGACAUGGAGGACCUUAGGGUGGUCGAGAACCAACCGGCCGAGUUCAUCUGCCAGUUCUCGAGGCCGGUGACGGCUGAGUGGAAGAAAGACGGGCAGCCAUUGCAGCCUGAUGGCCGCAGGGUGGUAGUGGAUCAGGACUGGACUGUGGCUCGCUUGUACAUUAGCCGCGUGUGUUCCGGCGACAGGGGCGCCUACUCCUGUGAGGCGGAGGGGACCCGUGUGGUUGCUUCGCUUCAUGUGGAAGCCAAACCCAUCUACAUCGUCCAAGGCCUGGAGAAUGCAGAAACCUUUGAUGGAGGAGAAGCUUUGUUCGAAUCUGCCUUGUCUCGCCCGGAGAACAAAGACUGCCAGUGGCUUCUGGAUGGCAAACCGGUGAAGGACUCACCCAAAGCUGAGAUUGUGUCCUUUGAGAGUGGCCGUCGUCACCUGCUCCUCCUCAAAGAGCUGUGCAUUAGUGACAGUUGCACAGUCACUUUCAGAACAGGCACGGCGUCCACAUCUGCCCAGCUCUCUGUCAAAGGCUGGCAGCUGGGCGUGAAGAGGCAUCUGGAGGACAUGGUGGCCGUGAUCGGAGAAAGGGUGGAGUUUAGUGUGGAGCUGACCGAGCCCGUACCCGUGGCAGAAGUCAUUUGGUACGCUAAUGGAGUGGAACUCAAACCUGGCGACCUGUGGAUCGCCAGGAACGAUGGAUGUCGUUAUCGCCUCAUCCUGAGGCAGGCACCGCUAAUGCCCCAGCAGGAAAUCACGUUCGCAGCUCGGGAUGCUCUUUCUCUGGCCAAGCUCUCUAUUAUUACUGUACCUGACCCCCCGGAGGACCCUGAGGUCCUCAGCAAGACCAAACAGUCUGUCACCCUUUCCUGGUUCACUCCCCUACAUGACGGAGGGAGUUCCAUUCUGGGUUACAAAGUGGAGUUGAGGCUGGCAGACAGCAGUCUCUGGCUUCCGUGUCACUCAACUCUCGUCUGCAACACAGAGUUUGUGGUAGAAAAUCUGAUCCAGGCCACCGGCUACAGGUUUAGAGUGGCGGCCAUCAACAGAGCCGGCACAGGAGAGCCUGUUGAGCUUCCUCAGACUGUGCAGCUGGAAACAGAGGUAAAAGAAGUCGAGUCGGAGCAACUAGGACAGCCCAGUCUUCCUCCAGAGGCUGCUGAAGAAGAUCUACAUGAACUUUGGGAGGCUUCGGCCAAGAAAAGGCGCAUGAGUCGUGAGCCCACUCUAGACUCCAUCACUGAACACUCGGAGGAUGAUAAAGGUGGCCAAAACAAAACAGGGAAGAAGGAGAGCAGUGCUUCAGAGAAUGUAGAGAUGAAGCCAGCAGAGAAGGAGCAGACCAAGAAACAGACAGAGUCUAAAUUGUACACCAGCUCUGAGGAGUCCAGUUCUGGCAGUUCUUCACUUGUGUCCUACCUUAAGAAGAAUAGCCAGCUUCAGUCUUCAGCUACGGUUGUGACCUCUGACAACCAGACACUAGCCACAGAGCGCUUCUUUAAACACUUCCAGAUGUCUGACCAGACAACGGCUACAGUUCAGCGGACUGAAACAAAACACGUGUCAACACAGGAGACUGACAUGCUGGAGAUCAGCAAAGAAGACGAGCCUGAGCUCAGAGAAGCUGCCAUUAAGAUCCAAGCUGCCUUCAAGGGCUACAAGGCACGCAAGGAUAUGCGGCCCAUCUUCAAGGAGGUCUUCAAAGACCAGACCAAAGAGCCAAAUGGCACCAUACAUCUGGAAUGUGUGGCAGAGGGUAAACCUGAUAAGGUGCGUUGGCUGAAGGAUGGAGAACAGCUGUCUGACGGCAAGCACCACCACAUCGACAUCUACAACGAUGGCACAUGUUCUCUGGUCAUCACUGCCAUCACCACAAAGGACACAGGCGUGUACACAUGUGAGGUCACCAAUAAGUUUGGAGUCAUCUCUCACAGUGGUAAGGUCACCGUGGGAACGGUGAGAGAAUCAUCCGGGCGGCGUCCACUGACAGUUGGCUACAGCGCAGACAGCGAGCCUGAUAGCUCGUCAGGGAGCGAGAUGGACGAGUCGCUGAGACAGGCGAGCAGACGUCUCCGCCGGCUGCUGCGUACGCAUCUCCCGCCGGACGUGGAGGAAGAGCCUUUUGUCAGCGCAGACGAAGGAGACCUCCGUCCUCCGGAUCCUCACUCUUACCGUGAGGACGACACCUACAUUUAUAUCCGCUUUGACACGUGGUCAGAGGCAGAGGUGGCAUCAAAGAGGUUCCAGGAGAUGUUUACGAUCCACGGAGUACCCGUGGAGACCACUAUCCUGGAGGCCGGACAUCUCAAAGUAGAGCUGCGUAUUAGGAAGUUGGGAUACACUGAAGAUGGUAGGGAAACGCCCACUCAAGAAAAACAACCUCCUGCAUUCCUGUCUGGAGCUCCUGCUGCUCCCGUCUUCUUGACAGAGUUACAAAAUCAGGACGUGCCGGAUGGCUAUCCUGUCAGCUUCGAUUGCGUGGUGAUCGGCAAGCCGUCACCCACUGUCCGCUGGUACAAAGACGGCAAAGUGCUGGAGGAGAAUGACCACUACAUGAUCAAUGAGGACCAGGAGGGCUGCCAUCAGCUUAUAAUCACCGCUGUGUUGCCCACUGACAUGGGCGCUUACCGCUGCACGGCGGAAAACAGCAGCGGUAUUACGGCCACCAGGGCUGAACUCAGGGUUGACUUGUCUUGCAGCUCCGAUUAUGACACUGCUGCAGACGCCACUGAAACGUCAUCUUACAUCAGUGCCAAGGGCUACUUGUCCAGGGAGACUGAGACCUUUGAGUCUGUGACGGAAGAUGAUCAGUUGCCUCAAGUUGUAGAGGAACUUCACGAUGUUCACGCCAGUCCAGGUUCACCAAUGGCUAAAAUGCAGCUCAGAGUAAAAGGUUUCCCCAAACCAAGAGUGUACUGGUUCAAAGAUGGCCACCCCUUGCGCGCCUCCGAAAGGAUUUCACUGUUAGCGCAGCAAGACGUUCACACUCUGGAGGUCCUGGAGGUGAAGAAAGAGGACAUGGCGGAAUAUUCGGCCUACAUUAGUAACGCGGCUGGUUCUGCUUACUCCUCUGCCCGACUAAUUGUUCUAAACCCAGGGGAGAUCAUACCACAAGAUCUGAAAGACUCCCGGGAGUCAUUGGUGCCACCACGUUUCUUGGAAAAGUUCAGCAACAGAAAAGUGAAACAAGGAGCCAGCAUCACAUUAUCUGUCAAAGUUGAAGGAUCUCCCACUCCAAUGGUCUCCUGGCUAAAGGAGGAGUCAAUGGAGGAGGUGCUGUGGAUCAAGCCUGAUACCAAAGGAUACAAAGUAGCGAGCUCAGGUAGCCAGCAUAGCCUCAUCUUGAUGGACGUUGGAACAGAGUACACUGGUGCCUACACCUGCAUUGCCACCAAUAAGGCGGGACAGUCCAUCUGUACCGCUCACCUGGAGGUGGAUGACGCUCCACCGCAAAAGAAAGAGACCAAAGCAUCGGAAGUCCUUGGGAUUACUGUUAGUCCACCAGAGGAAGAUGCAAAGAGGGGAAAGGAGAGUAAAAUGUCAUACCUUGGAGAAGUCGGCUCUGAGGAAUUCCUCAUGAAACUCACCUCCCAGAUCACUGAAAUGGUAUCGGCCAAGAUUACACAAGACAGCACACAGAAUCAGGAAGUGCUCCAGUGGAUGAAAUCUUGGCCCAAAACUACCACAUCACUGCGCGUUCCAGGCGCCGACAGUGACGACGAGACCAAGACCCCUUCGGCUUCUCCACAUCACGGUCGCUCCCGCCCCCCCUCCCUCGUGGCUGACUCCUCGUCUGAGUCUGAUGAGGGGGAUGCCAGGGGAGAGAUGUUCGACAUCUACGUGGCGACGGCCAACUACGACCCCAUCGUGGCCGGCAAAGAAUCCAUCUCCUUGAAAGAGGGACAGUACGUGGAGGUGCUGGACUCGGCCCACCCGCUCAAAUGGCUCGUCCGGACCAAACCCACCAAGAUGACGCCGUCCCGCCAAGGAUGGGUGUCACCUGCCUACCUGGACAAAAAGCUCAAACUAUCUCCUGAUACGGGCGACCUUCCUGAGAUGAGCGCAGAGGAGGUGUCUGAGGGAGAGUACAAGAAGAAGUUAUUCCAGUUGAUCCAGGACAUAAUCGGUGGCGAAUCAGAGUUUGUCAAAGAGAUGGACUUCUUCACGUGUCGUCACCUGAGGCACGCAGACACUCCUGAUGCGCCGACUGACGUCAGCAGCCAGAGGGAGGCCAUCUUUAGGAACAUAAACGACUUAAAGGACUUCCACAGCAUGGCGUUCCUCCCAAAGCUAAAUGACUGUGAGACAGAUGACGACGUAGCCAUGUGCUUCCUGAAGAAUAAGGAAGGCUUUGAGAAGUACCUCCAGUACCUUGUAGGUCAGAGCCAGGCCGAAAGUGCCGUCUGUGAAAAAACAGUGCACCGCUUCUUUAAGGAGUACACAGAGAAGGAACAAGCCAAAGCAGACCCGGCCGACCCGCCCGUAUGCAGUAUCAACGCCUACCUGCUGCAACCUCUGGACAGGAUUCAGAAGUACAAGGCUUUCCUCAAGGAGCUCAUUCGAAACAAGGCGAGGAAUGGCCAGAACUGCUGCCUGCUGGAAGAAGCUUACGCCAUGGUGUCCGCGUUGCCUCAACGCUCGGAAAAUACCCACCACGUCUCCAUGAUUGUGAAUUACCCUGCGACUCUUGAAGCAUUAGGAGAGCCUCUUAGACAGGGCCCUUUCCAAGUUUGGGAGGGAGCUCCUGGAAUAAGGACGUCCUCUCGAGGUCACCACCGCCACGUCUUCCUCUUUAAGAAUUACUGCGUCAUCUGCAAAUCCAAGAGAGACAGCAACACCGACACGCAAACAUACGUCUUUAAGAACAUGAUGAAGCUGAACAACAUUGACGUGAAUGACACGGUGGAGGGCGACGACCGAGCCUUUGAGAUCUGGCAUGAACGCGAGGAUUCGGUGAGGAAAUACACCUUGCAGGCCCGAACGGUGACCAUCAAGAACUCAUGGCUUAGAGACCUGCGAGAACUUCAGCAGAGACACAGCAUGCCUGCCUGGAGUCCUCCAGACUUUGUAGCAAUUCUAGCAAACUGCACAGCCGAGCUUGGGCAGACAGUUAAACUGGCGUGCAAAGCCACAGGAGUCCCCACACCUGCCAUCACCUGGUACAAGGACGGACGUAUAGUGGAGGCAGACCCUCAUCACAUCAUCAUUGAGGACCCCGAUGGCUCCUGCACGCUCAUCCUGGAUAACAUGACAGCAGAGGAUUCGGGCCAGUACAUGUGCUUUGCUACAAGCUCAGCCGGCAACGCCAGCACGCUGGGCAAGAUCACUGUACAAGUGCCUCCAAGAUUUGUGAACAAAAUGAGGAAUGCUAUAUGUAUCGCCGGUGAAGAUGCUCAGUUCACCUGCGUCAUCCAGAGCGCCCCGAGUCCUAAAAUCAGAUGGUUCAAGGACGGACGGCUGCUGAGCGACCAGGAAAAGUACCAGACCUACAGUGAGCUCCGGAGUGGAGUUUUGGUCUUGGUGAUCAAAAACGUGACAGAUCGAGACCUAGGACACUACGAGUGUGAGUUGUCCAACCGUCUUGGCAGUGCCAGGUGUGCUGCUGACUUAGUUCCUCCGUCCGCUGUUGGCACUGGUGAGCAGGCCGUAGUUAUUGAAGUUACCGAGCAGGAGACAAAAAUACCAAAGAAAACCAUCAUCAUUGAGGAGACAAUCACCACAGUGGUGAAGAACCCGCGAAUGAGGAGGCACAAGUCACCUGGCGUGACCAUCACUGGAGCCCACCGCUCAGAGAUGACCGCCUUGGAGACCUCCACCACCAGGACCAGGAGGAUGGCCGCUCCCAGGAAAAGCGCAGUGCCAACCUUCUAUGUCACGGAGGCUGAAGGUGCCGGUGUCUCAGCGAGCAAGCCCAGUUGGGUCGAGGUGGAGGAAGUGAUCGAGUACAAGGUCAAUAAGUCUCCCAGGCUGUCUAGGAGGAGGGGUGUGUCGCCCGCCAUCUCGGACCGCUCGACCGCUCCUGCAAGACCCAAAAGAUCGCCCCCGGAGAACCCGAAUGCAAACAAUUCCAACAACAAUCUGGUGGAGCUGGGUGGCAGGGCCAGCGGCCAGACACUCCCCUGGGAGGAAGAAGAGCCACCUUCUGGUUCAGGAGAUCCCCAUGAGCUCUCAUCUGUUCUUACCACAGGUGGAGAGCCCUAUGAAGACCUGGAAGAUCAGCAAAUUGUCGUCUUUGAACCUUGUGAUGAUGAAGACCUUUGCGGAAAGCAGGACGCAAAGAUGCUAACACGUGGAGGUCGUGUUCUUGCACUGGAAGACUUGGAGGAUUACGUCCCAGAGGAAGGAGAAUCUUACAGAUCAACCAGCUACAGUCCUGCUGAGAAGCCUUGUGAGAUCUCUGUACUCCAGAGGGAGGUCGGCGGCUCCACCGUGGGACAACCAGUGCUCCUCAACCUGGGACGCCCCGUCGUGUUCCCAAGGCGGAGGAGCAGAUUCUUCGCUCGCCUCCGAGAGCAUCUCUCCGACGGUCUAUUCCCAUCUAAUGCGCCGCAAACGAGCGAUAGCCAAUCUGAAAGGCGUGUCCCCAUUCAAGUGAGUCACGCAAAGCUGGAGGUGAAGCCUUCUUACUGCUCUGAGGUGCAGAGGGUGGAAGGAGGGCAGCGGAGCUUUAAAACCAAAAUAUCAACUCAGACAUACAGCUAUACAUCCGUGGGAAACCCGGUUACCCUUCAAAUUAGUGACGAUCAGCACCAGAACCAGUAGCAUUGAAUUCUGUUCACCGCAAUCCUCCUUAGUCUUAAACAGCAUCGGUUCACGUCCUAUCCUAGCUUUCAGUAUCUAUACAGCUUUUACCGAACCAUUCCAUAUGACAAAAUAUUUGUUCCUGUCACAUGGUAUCACGUGUUCAUGCGAUCCUAUUUGGGGCAUCACGACAGUCAAACUGAGAGUUUGGUCAUCUUCGAUUUAGUCAAACCAAAUGGUGGACCAGAAACCUUUUUGUUUCUGUAACUGACACCAAAAAAAAAAGAUCACUAGACUCAAGUGGAAUGAUAAUUAACAUCGCAAAUUCUUUAAAUUGCUAAUCUGAUGUGUCUUGAAGCACCUACGGCACUAGAGAGCACACUACAUCCAAGUUAUGUUACCUCUUCUGUGCAACAUUGUUCUGCUUAAAACACUUAAAGCACUGCAGGAGUUCAGAACAUUCAGAAAGAUGCCAUCACAUAAAAUCAAACACUGGAUUGUAAAAAAAAAAAUGACUAUCCAUUUAUGUUUUUUUUUGUUUUUAAAUACCGCUUUCCUGUUCUGGGCAACCUGUAGCCUAUCCCAGCUGAUACUGGCAAAAGGCAGAAAACGGUCACAGUCAACAGAUCGCAAAUUCACAACAUCACUGAGCGAGUGAACCACAAAACAGUCAAUGGCUUAAAAGUAAAAAGAAAAUCUUGAUAUAGAAACACAGAAUUUUUGUUGAUGAAGCAUUAUGCAUUUACACAUAAAUUAUAGGUAGCAUUUAUGUAUGAAUUAGGUAUUUAUUGCUUGUGUUGAUUUAAAAAGUUGGUGAAUCUUUUUUGAGACAACCAGGUAUUUAAUUGAAUUCAAUCAUUUGUGUGAGUAAGUAAUGUAUCAUGUUGCUCCCAUUAAUAGUGCAAUGACUGUCUUGAGUCUGUUCAUGCAGCGCAAUAACGUGAGCUCACAGGGUCGUGUUCAGUUCAUUUAGAUGAUUCACUGCAUUUUUUUGCUUUUCCAAAGCACUGGGGAGUUUUUAAGUUUAAAGGGAUUGAAGUACUCAAUUAAAAAUCUGGGGUGUUGUAUAGUUCGGUGUCAUAACACUCUAAAUAGAUUGUAGUUGCUUGUACUAUAAAUGU